GAUAAAAAUAUUUCUUAUUUUUAUUUUCCAAAAUAGCCGAACUCACGGUCUAAUAAGAGCGUCUAGUUCAAAAUAUGGAAAAUUUAUUGAGACUUUUAUUUACAGUAAAAAGGAUAAUAUAAUCUAAGCUAAUUUAUAAAAUUGAACUUUUAUAUGUAGUCUAGAAGCUAUUUCCAGUGGGCACUGGUUUGUCUUUGUGAUGUUCACGUACUAAAAGAGAAUAUUAAACUCAUUUCCCAUUGAAAUACAUUGUAAUUGUUCGAAAGAGUUUCCGCAAUUAAAACAUUCUCCUAUAAAAAUUACCCUGCGCUUUGAGUAUAGCCUUUUACGUCGUAUGACAAGGAUCGUUGGUCACCCUGUGUCUUAACUGUGGGAUGUGUUCGAAUGACGUCAUGGUGCCUGGCUGCUCUUCCUGUAGGAAGUUCGAACGGCUACGAAGGAGCGUAGCUGAUUCGAUUCUCUUCGUUCAACAUGACUGCGGUAGAAAAUAGGAGAUCCAAACUUCUUUCGAACGACGAAAACGAUAACAUCUUUAAUGUUUUAGGGAAACGAUGCCAGACACUAGCAACUGCUGUAGUACAACUCGUACUAGCUUUACCUGAAUCUAGAGGGAGGUGGACGAAGAAACUGACCGGUGUAGCUUGUUUUGUAAAAGACAAUCCCAAACGGUCAUACUUCAUUCGCGUCUUCGAUCUAACGGCAUGUACGAUGGUCUGGGAACAGGAGCUGUACAAUCAGUUCAAGUACAAUGCAUUGUAUCCUUACUUCCACACUUUUAUUGCAGAUAAUUGUAAUGCUGGUCUAAACUUUGCAAGUGAAGAGGAAGCAUCAAUAUUUAAACAACAAAUCGAAGAUAAACUUAAAGCCAAGCACAAGAGAAGACAUGAUCGCAAGAAAGAUAAUCGACAGAGAGGACCACCACCACCACCCGCCAUGGGCGGAAAUGUUGACGUUGGAAUGAGUAGGACAGAUGGUGGUGUUAGUCAUUCUCCAUCACAAACAAGUUUGUCAUCUGUUGGUAGCAAUGUUUCUGUAUCAAGAAGGACAAGUGCUGUAAAAGAUUCAAAGGACAAGGGCAAAAACAAAAAGGGGAGGGUCAAGCUGUCCAAAGAAGACAUUGGAACUCCUGAAAAUUUCCAGCACAUAGGGCAUAUUGGAUGGGAUCCUCAGGGUGGAUUUGAUGUUAAUGUGGACAUGGAUGAAAACUGGAAAAAACUUUUCAGUAUCAUUGGUGUUACAGAAGGCCAAAUGAAAGAAAAGGGAACAAGAGAAUUCAUCUAUGAUUUUGUGCAAAAGAGAGGAGGAAUUGAAGCAGUGACAAAAGAAAUUGAACAAGAAUCAAAACCAGGACCUCCGCCGCCACCUCCUCCCUCCAGAGGACCACCACGUCCUCCUGAUAGAGGUGCUCCUCCUCCACCACCACCUUCUCGUGGGUUUGCCCCACCUCCACCCCCACCGGCAAGGAUGGGUAUGGGCCCACCACCUCCACCACCCCCAUCAAGGGGUUCCAGACCACCUCCACCUCCACCUAUGGGGGGCCCUCCAAUGGGUGGUGCCCCACCUCCUCCCCCUCCACCACCAGCUAUAGGAGCACCCCCUCCACCACCACCAAUUGGAGGAGGUGGUUCCAUGGCUCGCCCUCCGCCACCUCCUAGUGCUGGUAGAGGUGACUUGCUGUCACAGAUUCAGCAGGGAAAAGCAUUAAAGUCUGUUGGUGACGACGACAAGAGGAGAUCAGCUGGUGGAGACCGUAGUGAUCUACUGAGUGCAAUCCAAAGAGGAACCAACCUUAGGAAGGUAACACAAGAGGAUGGACCCAAGCCAGCACCUGCAGCUGCUGGGGGUAUUCUUGGGGCCCUUCAGCUUGCCUUGUCAAAGAGAGACAAUGCAAUACAUUCAUCAGAUGAUGAUUCUGCGUCAGAAACUGAAUACGACAGUGAUGAAGAUGAAUGGAAUGACUAAGAAUCUCUAAAAUUAUUUUCAUAAUACAAUUCUCAUUUGCUAUCAAUUUAACGACUAUCGCAUCUUCAUCUUUCAAUAAAUGAGACAACUCAUUUCUAAUGUCCAGUCAUUGAUUUGUAAAUGUUUGGAUUUCAUGUGAUAAAGCCAACAUUUUAUAUUAUAAAGCUUUUUAUAAACUGAUUUUUUUUGUGUACUUAUCUUGGCAAUGCAGGACUAAGCCAAACAUUCAAGACACAUCUCUAUAAAUGAUUUGCUUUUGUGAUAAAGAGCUAUUUAAUCUUGGUUGAUAUUCAAGCAAAUAUAAUAUAACGAUUUCACAAA
Molecule: messenger RNA, 2283 nt
Organism: Exaiptasia diaphana
Lineage: Eukaryota; Metazoa; Cnidaria; Anthozoa; Actiniaria; Aiptasiidae
Product: neural Wiskott-Aldrich syndrome protein
Exons: 12
Coding region: 472-1962 (496 amino acids)
Biological process (GO): actin filament organization; regulation of Rho protein signal transduction
Molecular function (GO): small GTPase binding; actin binding
Source: RefSeq, a predicted model, not a curated record